This is a messenger RNA of Struthio camelus australis, 6011 nucleotides long. The record is from RefSeq and is a predicted model, not a curated record. NCBI's taxonomy places the organism in Eukaryota, Metazoa, Chordata, Aves, Struthioniformes, Struthionidae.
GUCUACAACAUGAGCAGAGGAAUUAGUGAAUGGGCCAUUUAUAAUGGGAUUUUAGCAUUGGUAGUGGACAGUGAUUUUAAGAAGGUGUAACACUUUCGUAAUGCAAUUCCCUGUGCUCCCAGGAGUAGAAGCAAUGUGACUUUUUUUUUUCUAAUUACCAUAGCAGGUGAAAUUAUAGAUCUUACUGAGUUCACAUGAAAAUGGGAGAUUUUUCUUUGGCUGAUUGCAUGUUCUCCAGUCCGGGUAUUUGUCUGUUCCCAGACAGAAUCUUUUGUGCAGAGCACGUGGACUGGAUCUGAAAGGACACAGUGAGGAGCGACCCUUACAUUCUGGGCAUACAACAAGACAGACUCUGGGAAACAUUCAAUUCCAAAAUUUGUCAUUAUCUCAGAGUCGUUCUCUUGCUUCUAGCCAGCAAGGCUUUUUAUGUGAAAAAUGUAAAGAGAGAUAAAUAUUUCAGUAAUAAUUAGAUACUGAUUUUCUAGCCAAGGUCUUAGUAGCAGAGGGAAGAACUUCCAAGGUCACUGAAUCUAGUUAGCAGUAGGCAAUCAUGUCAGUUCAUCCUGUUCUGUUUAUUAUAUCAGUGGGUAAGGGAGAUAAUUAGCUACUGUUCGAGUAUUUAUAAAUAAGUACAUUCUCACUCUGUAAAUUCCUAUACAUGACAUUUGGUUGGAGAGUUCCUAUUCUCAACAGCAUUUAUAGAGAGAUACACACAUUUUUAUUCUAAAAAAAUGGAAAUUAUGGUUUAUCCAUAGCCAGAUGAUGAUCUUAGAAAGAAGUGUCCUGACAGGGUGUCAAAUACAGUGAAAAUUACUCAGAAUCUAUUACAUGUCUUGUAUCUGGGAUAGAGCUUAUAGUCCAUGGUUUGGAUAGUCCAUGUACCAUUUGUCCUCAGCAUCUGAAAAGCAUAGAUGCUUUGCUGGAGAUGCAUCAAGCAGAGUGUAAUCUUUCACUAUACUCAUUCCUUGGUGUUGCUGGCAAAACUACUGCAUCAGCCCAACGCUUCUGUAAGAAUCUACCUCACAGUGCUAAGUCAUAUGGCAAUAAGCAAUCGCGUGACACAGCGUGCAAAGCUGAACUUUUGGUGCAUAAAGAUAUGACUUUAAAAUAUAUGUUUGCCCUCUCUUCAUGUGACGAAACUCAAAGAUACUGUUUCCCAGGAGGUUUGGACUCUUUCUGUUGAUAAAUAAAUGUGACAAGUAUUCUAAUUAAAGUGUUCUACCAGUUAUCCCCUCAGCCCAGGAAUAUAGCAAUAGAUGGUUCUUUCUUCACUUGAUGAAACGUAGCCGGAGAGAAGGGGAGAGAAGGAUACUGAGACAGCUUGAAAUCCUAGGGCUUAUGGUGGUUCUCCAGAAUGAAACGUGCACAUCAAUAUGUAAGAAUUCUUUGUAGUCUGAAAUGCAUAUUAGUUAUGUAGCCUUGCAUUAACGAGCAUCAGCACCAUGGAGGGAUCAGAACCCAGGGCUGGUCACUGAGGAGCCAUGGGUGCAGCGUCCUGCACAGCCUGAAGGCCGUGUUCCAUAGUGCUUAGCUCAGGGCUGAGGCAGUCUGAGCUAACUGCAUAGAGCAAUGGGGUCUUUAACACCUGAACCCAGGCUGGAGCUGCAUUCACUCUUUUGCUAAGCAUUACAUUGUUGCAGAAGGUUCUGGACGUGAAGCUUUGGAAAAUCGCUACUUCAGUCUCUAUACCUUCUUCACCUUGCCUGCUACCCCUGCUUCUUUAUUAGGUAUGACUUGGUGAUGUUGUACUGGUUGCAGUCACCCAAGUGUGAAUGUGCAUUUAGAAAGACAUUCAAAAGCCAAGAAAAGUUAUUUACGUGUUACUGUUCUUCUUUAGGUAGCCUUGUAUUGACAUAUAUUUGCAAUCCAGCUUCCUGUUUCUUUCUUCCAUAAUUCCUUAUAUUUCCUAGGAGUUUCUGGGAGCGAGAAGAACUGAGAAGGUGAAAGAUGGAGAUGCCCCUUUUAUAGUCUUGUGUGUGGAAUGUGAAAGGGAGGAGCUUGUAUAUGCCACUGCAGCUAAUGGGAUAGGAGAAAAAUUGUUCAGCCUGUAGUGCUGCAUGCAGAUAUACUGAGAACAGAUGUAGAGGACGCAUCUCAAAGGAGAACAGUCAAAAUAUUUUUCUUUCCAUAGCUGUACCAUGUUUUCUUAUAUUAGGCUAGAUGAACAAAGUUUUAAAAUUGCUAACAAAUUUGAGCUUCCUUUUUAAUGGCUGUGCCUGAUUUUUUAAAUUGUCUUUUAAAUGAAAAACUCUAUUUCUGCAAGUAAGCAAAUAGCCAGGCCAUAAUAUUCACAAUGUUUUUAUUUCUUUGACUACUCUGGAAGAGGAGGAAGCAAACUCCCAUGCUUUUUAGUUUGUUAAUCUCAUCCAUAAAAGCAUAUAAUCUUUAUCAGCAUUCACUUGUUUUCCAAAUUACUAAAUCAUAGAAAAAUUUAGAUUGUUAGGGACUUGUUGUCCCACUUCCUUCUCAAAGCAGGAAGAGAUUUUAAGUUAAAUCCAACUUCAAAGUCUAAUCGGGCUCUUGCCCAGUCAAGUUUUGUUUGACCACUUUAAUUGUGAAGACUUUUUCAUUACAUCUGAUUAAAAUGUCCAGUGCUGCAACUUGUGUCCUUUGCCCCUCAUCCUUUUGCUGUGAACCUCCAAGAGCAGUAUGGCUCCACCAUUUCUGUAAAUAACCAUCAAGUAGUUGAAGACAGUAAUUACAGUUCCCCUUAGUCUUCUGUUCCUCAGAGUGAACAAACCCACCUCUCUUAUCUCAUAUCUCUCAUAUGUUACAUGCUCCAGCCCACUAACCAUCCCAGUGGCCAUGCACUGGAUACACUCAAACUUGUCAGUGUCUUUCUUGUACUUGGGACUCCAAAACUGGACAUGAUACUCCUGUUGUGUUCUCACAAGUGCUGAACAGAGAGACAUAAUCACUUCCCUUAACUUGCUGGAUACACUCUUACUAAUGCAGACCAAAAUGCAGUUAGCUUUUAUUGCCACAGAGCAUGCCAAACUCAUCAGGAUUCCAAGACCUUUUCCUGCAAAGCUACUUUCUGGUCAGUUGGACCCCAGCCUUUAUUGUUGUAUGGGGUUAUUCUGCCCCAGACACAUUAUUUUGUAUUUGCCUUUGUUGAACUUCCAUCAGUCUUUUUUUCCAGCCUGUUGAGAUCCCUCUAAGUGGCAGUCCUACCAUCCAGUGUAUCAGCUGCUCCCCUUAAUUUGGCAUUAUCCACAAAUCUGUUGAAUUAUGUGCCAUUUUUGUGGUAAAUAUAAAUUAUUCAGGAGGCAGUGGCAUGGAAUAACGUGAUUUCAAAGACACUGUAUUUAACAUUCUGUGGCUUAAGUCACAUGAUUAGGGAGUUGCUGCGAUUAGCUGCUGUACUUGAAGAAUUCUGUGUUUAAAUUGAUGUGUACCAGAGACGAGGAGACUGCAGAGAGUGAGUCAGCACUUAGAGACGGUUCUGCUUUAGAUUUACAUUUUAAUGAUGUGAACGUCGCAUCCAUAGAUAGAGAAUUAGAAGAUCAAGAAAGCAGUGACCUUGGAUUAGCAAGUCAAAGAUUAGUGGGAGGUUCAGCUCCUGUCAAUAUUCCAGGUUCUCUUGCUCGUUCCUCAUCUCUACAUUCAUCAUCAUCCCUUUCAGCCUCUCCACUCAGUUCUCUUUCGCAAUCGCUGUCUCAGUCUUUUGUUUCAUCUGCUAUGGCUCCUCACCAACAGCAGCCUCAGGCUUUGAAGUCAGAACACAGUAUGUUAGGCACCUCAGCCUCUUCGCAUAACUCUUUAGGCUUAAAUGGCGUUACAGGGAGCAUUUGGGACUUUGUAACAGGGAGUUUCUCUCCUAUUCCAUCCCCAGUACUGAGCAGUGGCGCUAACCCCUCAAUAAGUUCAAGCACCAGUGGGAACGAACUAACUCGAGUUAGACAGGAACUUCAUGAUGCCAAAAGAAAAAUAAAACAAUGGGAAGAUUCUUGGCAACAAGUAAAACAGGCAUGUGAUGCAUGGCAAAAAGAGGCUCAAGAAGCAAAAGAACGUGCUAAUAUGGCAGAUGCUGACAAACAACUUGCUCUUCAGAAGAAAGAGGAAGUGGAAAGUAAAUUAAAAAAGCUGAAGGAGCAAUUUGCUGCUUGUCUGUCUACUACAUUAUCUUACAUGAAAAACUAUGGAGAUAUAGAAAAGGUAUCCUUACCAAAGCUUCGUUCCUUACAAAGUCGACUGCGUUUAGAUUUAGGAACAAUAGAUGAGGUAGUUUUUCAGCUUCAAUCAAAGAAGUGUGUUGUAUGUCAAGAAGGUGAUCGUAGCAUCAUCCUGCCUCCAUGUCAGCAUUAUGUACUUUGUGACCACUGUGCAGCUAAACAAGAAGAAUGUCCUUGUUGCAAGAAAAAAAAAAAUCAGUGGUAACAUAGAGGCAUAGUACUUAUAUCAUGUUCAUGAAUUAAAUAUAUUUUAUGUUCUAGUAUUUUAUAUAAGAGCUAUAUCAGUAGUAAUUAAUCCAUUUAAUAGUGCUAGACUGAUUUCCAUUCUGAUACGAUAAACUUAGUUGUUUUAAGAUAGAGAAUAAACGUUUGUUCACCUUUACAUAUCAACUUCACAGUUUUGAUGAGGUUCUAUAAUCUUGAGGUUCUUUCAUUCCCCUCAACCAUGUUCCAGCCUUUUCGACUUCCACUUACACUCCUAGUGCACAAGCUACUUGGGUUCCUUUGCACUGUAGUCACUUUGUAUAAAUCUUACCAUAAUGCCUGAAUGAAGUGUUUAUACCUGUUAUUGCCAUUAACAAAAAAAAUAGAUAUGUAGCUACAGUAACAACACACUCAACAGUAGAAAUGGCCCCUUUGCCAGUUCUGUUGUACGUGGUAUGCCAGACUCAGUAUAUUGAAAUCGGUCUAACACUAUAUUUACUUGGUUAUUUGAAGAACUCUAGUUGAUGUAAAAGCACUUUUUAAUAGUUGGGUUUUUUUUUUAGAGGAUAUGUUACAAAUUGCUUCAAGCUGCUUUCUAGUUUUUAUGUUUAUUUUUUUAAUAUGCAAUAAAUGAAGCUUUAUAUGUGUACUGUGAAUUUAAAAUAUUUCACACAGUUUUACUGUUAAAUCAUAUUAUUAAAUAGAAAAGAAAACUUACCUAGAAUUUUUACAGUUUACAAGUUAACUGCAUACUAUAGUAUUUGUAAAGGUACCAGCGGAGAGAAAAAACAGUGAGGCACAUAUGCUUUCAAACAGAUCAGUUUUAGAAACCAACUGUGCACCUGCAUAUUUCCCUCAGUUUGGAUGUUUGCAGUCUUACACUUUUUGUAAACCCCCUAAGCUGCGUGGUAUGCAUCAGGAGCAGAUGUGAUAUAUAUGAUGACUUUUACCAAGUGCCUAUGCCAAAUACCCUAUAAAAUGGCAGAAGACAUAAAAAAAAGAGAUUUUGCAAAUAGUUUCUAGCACUUAAUUUUGUAUUGAACAAUUUGAUGAUAAUUAGAGCCUAUGUCUUACUUUUAUAAAUGUUUAAAAAUAUACUUUUUUCAGUAGCAGAGUAAUGCACUUUUGAAUGGUACUACAAAAUUAAUUAAACAUAAUCAGGCAGUGGCACUUUGACACAAUGAUUCUUUUGAAAGACGAUAAUAUCCUUAUUUCAUCCUGGUAGUUGGGAAUAUGCAAUUCAGGAGAAGUUAAUUCCUGUACGUGAACACUGUAUACUGCUACUUUUCUUAAAAGGAAUUAAUUGCCUGUGUUGUUCCUUUUCCUGUGAUACUAGUACAGCUUACAUUGAAAUGACCUACUACUGUGUUACAUAAUUUGUAUCUCCAUAUUAUGCAUUCAAUACAAGAAGUGAGUUUGCACAGGCAGCAAAGAGUUAAUCUAUUUAAAGCUCAGUCGUGCUGAAACAAAAAACAAAGUGUAUACUAACAAUUAUUAUUGUUGAAGUAGAGCUUUUAGAAUUGCGUCAGUGUUAAAGGGCCCAAGUCAAAAGUAAUUAAAUCACUGCGUUUCCAUUGGGUUUUUUGUGCACUUUAUACAAAGGCUUCAGUUAGCCAAAAAAAAAAAAAAAAA